Molecule: messenger RNA, 737 nt
Organism: Camelina sativa (false flax)
Lineage: Eukaryota; Viridiplantae; Streptophyta; Magnoliopsida; Brassicales; Brassicaceae
Product: putative thionin-2.4
Biological process (GO): defense response
Source: RefSeq, a predicted model, not a curated record
UCCACCAUUUCAUCAACACAAGCUUAUAACUCUCCCCAUAAAUUAAUUUUUCAAUCAAAGAACUAAUCAGUUGAAAGAUGGAAGGCAAAACUUUGAUUCUAAGUGUGCUCCUAAUGAGUCUAUUCAUGGCACAAAUUCAAGUUGACGCAAAGAGCUGCUGUCCGACCACCUUUGCUAGAAAUAUCUAUAAUGCUUGCCGUUUUAUCGGAGGUUCCAGGCCAGAUUGUGCAAUGCACAGUGGCUGCCACCACGUUGAUGGGUCAAGAUGUCCUGACGGAUAUAUGAAGAACAUUCUGGAAAACAGAGGUGAUGCUACCAAUGAAUACUGUAAGGUUGGGUGUACAUCUUCGGUGUGCGGUGAUUUAACCACUCUCCAGAACUCUGAUGCAAGUGAAAUCGUGAAUGAAGCGGUUGAAAAAUGUGUCAGCGCAUGUUCUACGGUCUGCACCCAUGGCUCGAUGGAUGCAGUCAAAACUGCCUAGAUCGACAAUCAUAUCCAUCUUUCAACAGACCACGUAUAUCUUGGUGAAGGGGGUGCUUGUCUUUCAUAUUGUUGUUUUUCAUGUUUUCAAUAAUUGUCAUCUAUGUGACAAAAGUAUUAAGACUCUCGUGAUCGUAUCUUAAUAAUUAAGUUGUUUCAAGUUUGUGCAUGUGCAUAGAAUGUUGUCAAUCCUUAGAUUGAUUAUAUGCCUUCUAUUCUCUAUGUUUUAAAUAUAUAAUAAUUGUGUCUUUAUAUA